CUUAAUUUUUGAAUAAAUUUCAGCAAAGUAUUUCUGGAUCGUUGUAUACCGGAUUUUGUGGAAAAUACUGCUGGUGGCUUAUUUGCUGGUUCUGGAGCUCAGAGUUUUGUAAAUGAUGUUGUUUCUGAUCUAAAAACUUGUUCAGAUUUACUCCUUCUAAUGGCAGCUAUUGCAUUAGUGUUAUCCUUGCUGAUGACGAUGGCAUUCAGAUUCCUAGCUAAGGUUAUUGUUUACGUGAUCAUUGGUGUGGUUGUUGUUGGAUGUAUUGCUGGAACUGUCCUGCUCUGGGUUCUGUGGUAUCUCAAGGACCAGGAUAUUAAAUUACAGGCAGCUGAGGAAUCAAAACCUAACAACCAAUCAGCGAUAAUGAACACUACUGAACAGAUUACAAGAAACUUUCUUGGCAGCUCUUCACAAGCAAAUUCGCAGGCGGAAGUGAAUUAUUUCCUGGCUGGAGCUAUCAUCGCUACAGUGGUCACGGCUGUUAUUCUAUUGAUCCUGUUAGUUUUGAGAAAAAGAAUCCAGCUUGUUGUUCAGCUGUUUAAAGAAGCUGGAGCAGCUGUUCAUGCCAUGCCUCUUCUAGUUUUUGCACCAUUUGCGACUGUUGUGCUGCAAGCUAUAGUUGGGGUCAGUUGGAUAUAUGGAACACUUUGGAUUGAAUCAUCAGGAUAUCCACAGAAAGUGAAUAGCACUGGAUUUAUCACCUACACUAAGGAUCUAACAAUACUUUGGAUGAGAUGGUAAGUACACUGUACACUGUAC
Eurytemora carolleeae is the source of this 762-nucleotide messenger RNA. Its product is annotated as choline transporter-like protein 1. The record is from RefSeq and is a predicted model, not a curated record. The transcript is spliced from 10 exons. Gene Ontology annotation, molecular function: transmembrane transporter activity. Gene Ontology annotation, biological process: transmembrane transport. Bases 160 to 744 code for a protein of 194 amino acids. Gene Ontology annotation, cellular component: membrane. Lineage: Eukaryota; Metazoa; Arthropoda; Copepoda; Calanoida; Temoridae.